Molecule: messenger RNA, 3498 nt
Organism: Condylostylus longicornis
Lineage: Eukaryota; Metazoa; Arthropoda; Insecta; Diptera; Dolichopodidae
Gene: AP-2alpha
Product: AP-2 complex subunit alpha
Exons: 12
Coding region: 576-3350 (924 amino acids)
Biological process (GO): clathrin-dependent endocytosis; intracellular protein transport
Cellular component (GO): AP-2 adaptor complex; membrane coat
Molecular function (GO): clathrin-cargo adaptor activity
Source: RefSeq, a predicted model, not a curated record
UCCAAUUAUAAUGCGCGAAUAGCGACAGAGCAAGUUAUAUGUAUAUUUUUUGCAGAACAAAUAAAAUCAUUUCGAAGUUAAUUUUGUAAAUAGAAAAAUAAAUAUAUUAAUAAAAUACUAAAAGUUUUAAAUUUGUUAAAUAUUAACUAUUCGUGCAUGCAACACAAUUUUUAGAAAAGAUUAUUUAAAAUUUAUAUUGGAUUGUACAACUGAAAAUUAAAGUAGCUGAAAAAAAUCAAUAGGUCCGGAAAAGUAGAUCAGUGAUUAUAAAAAGAUUAUUUCACUACUAGAAACUUUUUCUUUUUAUAUAAUUUUAUAUUUUUUGCUGGUAACUAAGUAUGUAUACUAAGUAUGCACUUUACAUGUGUAUGUCAAGCUAAAAUUUUAACAAUCAAUCACACUAGGAAUUGAGCAGGAAAUAUAAAUAUAAUUCUAGAACAAAAGUAUUAUUGUUCAGGUGAUUAAGUAAUCAACUGGAUUAAAUAUUUUGUAAAAUUUAAAAUAACUAAAAGAAAGGUUUUUCGUUUGUGGAAGUUAAAUAACUAGCCGUCAAAAUUAAUAUCAAAAAACCCACUAUGGCACCUGUAAGGGGCGAUGGCAUGAGGGGGCUUGCUGUUUUCAUAUCGGAUAUAAGGAAUUGUAAAAGUAAAGAAGCUGAAAUUAAACGAAUAAAUAAGGAACUUGCAAAUAUAAGAAGUAAAUUUAAAGGAGAUAAGACUUUGGAUGGAUAUCAAAAGAAAAAAUAUGUAUGCAAAUUGCUAUUUAUAUUUCUGCUUGGCCACGAUAUAGAUUUUGGGCAUAUGGAAGCUGUUAAUUUGCUUUCUUCUAAUAAAUAUUCAGAAAAACAAAUCGGAUAUUUAUUUAUAUCAGUUUUAGUUAAUACAAAAAGUGAUUUAAUUCAAUUGAUCAUACAAUCAAUCAAAAACGAUUUACAAUCAAGAAAUCCGGUGCACGUUAAUUUAGCUUUACAAUGCAUUGCUAAUAUUGGAAGUAGAGAUAUGGCAGAUUCAUUUACAAAUGAAAUUCCGAAGCUAUUAGUUUCAGGGGACACAAUGGAUGUUGUUAAACAAUCGGCUGCUCUUUGUUUGCUUCGCUUAUUUCGUACUAGCCCGGAAGUGAUACCCGGCGGAGAAUGGACAAGUAGAAUUAUUCAUUUGUUAAAUGAUCAACAUAUGGGUGUAGUAACGGCAGCAACAUCGUUAAUUGAUGCUCUGGUUAAGAAAAAUCCCGAUGAAUAUAAAGGAUGUGUAAAUUUAGCUGUUUCAAGGCUUUCUCGUAUUGUUACAGCCAGUUAUACUGAUUUACAAGAUUACACGUACUAUUUUGUCCCAGCUCCAUGGCUGUCCGUAAAAUUGCUUCGUUUGCUACAAAAUUAUAAUCCAGUUACAGAAGAACCAGGUGUUCGGGCUAGAUUGAAUGAAACACUAGAAACUAUUCUAAAUAAGGCACAGGAACCACCUAAAAGCAAGAAGGUUCAACAUUCAAAUGCAAAAAAUGCUGUUCUUUUUGAAGCAAUAAAUUUAAUAAUACAUAGUGAUAGUGAGCCCAAUCUUUUAGUUCGCGCAUGUAAUCAACUUGGACAAUUUUUAAGCAAUAGAGAAACUAAUUUACGAUAUUUGGCUUUAGAGUCCAUGUGUCACUUAGCCACAUCCGAAUUUUCACACGAAGAAGUAAAGAAACAUCAAGAAGUUGUAAUUCUUUCAAUGAAAAUGGAAAAAGACGUUUCUGUAAGACAGCAGGCAGUUGAUCUUUUAUAUGCAAUGUGUGACAGGAGUAAUGCUGAAGAAAUAGUUCAAGAAAUGCUAAAUUACUUGGAAACUGCUGAUUAUUCUAUUCGAGAGGAAAUGGUACUAAAAGUUGCUAUUUUAGCAGAAAAAUAUGCAACAGAUUUCACUUGGUAUGUUGAUGUAAUUUUGAAUCUCAUAAGAAUUGCAGGGGAUUAUGUUUCGGAGGAAGUUUGGUAUCGCGUAAUUCAAAUUGUAAUAAAUCGAGAAGAAGUUCAAGGUUACGCUGCAAAGACUGUUUUUGAAGCACUACAAGCUCCAGCGUGUCAUGAAAACAUGGUGAAAGUAGGAGGGUAUAUUCUAGGUGAAUUUGGGAAUUUAAUUGCUGGUGAUUCCCGUUCUGCACCAAUAGUCCAAUUUAAGCUUCUUCAUUCAAAAUAUCACUUAUGCUCACCAAUGACACGUGCUUUGCUUCUUUCAACUUACAUUAAGUUUAUAAAUUUGUUCCCGGAAAUUCGCACGAAUAUCCAAGAAGUGUUCAAACAGCAUAGUAAUUUGAGAUCAGCAGAUGCCGAAUUACAGCAAAGAGCUAGUGAAUACUUACAAUUGAGCAUAGUUGCGUCCACCGAUGUUCUGGCUACUGUGCUUGAAGAGAUGCCAUCAUUUCCUGAAAGGGAGAGCUCAAUACUUGCAGUAUUGAAGAAAAAGAAACCAGGAAGAGUACCGGAGAAUGAAAUAAGAGAGUCGAAGAGUCCAGCACCAAGUGCUACUCAAAAUAAUGUAGCAGUUAAUCACAAAGUAAACAGUAAUGCAAACGCUGACUUAUUAGGACUCAGUACACCACCUUCAAAUAACACGUCAGCAGGAGGCGCUUUGAUUGAUGUUCUUGGGGACAUUUAUAACAACGCAGUUCAGCAUAAUGCUAAAAAAUUCCUAUUUAAAAAUAAUGGUGUGCUUUUUGAAAAUGAAUUGAUUCAAAUAGGAGUAAAAUCAGAGUUUCGUCAAAAUUUAGGGCGAUUGGGUUUAUUUUACGGCAAUAAAACUCAAAUUCCAUUAUCGAAUUUUACACCUGAAUUACAAUGGUCAACGGAAAAUGCUCUCAAAUUAAAUGUACAAAUUAAACCAGUUGAACCAACAUUAGAGGCUGGUGCACAAAUACAGCAGUUAAUGACUGCUGAAUGUAUAGAAGACUAUGCGGAUUCACCUUCAUUAGAUAUUACAUUUAGAUAUAAUGGAGCUCAACAAAAACUGAAUGUUAAAUUACCACUAACUUUAAAUAAAUUUUUUGAGCCUACUGAAAUGAAUGCUGAGUCGUUUUUUGCAAGAUGGAAAAAUUUGGGAGGGGAACAACAACGAGCGCAAAAAGUUUUUAAAGCACAAAGUCCCCUUGAUUUAUCUGGCGCUCGUAUUAAACUGGCGGGAUUCGGUAUGCAAUUGUUGGAAAAUGUAGAUCCUAAUCCCGAUAAUAUGGUAUGUGCUGGUAUUAUUCAUACACAGACACAACAGAUUGGGUGUUUGCUAAGAUUGGAACCAAACAAACAGGCACAGAUGUUCCGUUUAACAAUUCGUGCUAGUAAAGAAACAGUAACACGAGAAAUUUGUGACUUGCUUGUUGACCAAUUUUAAAAAACAAAAUUUUAAUAAUUUUGAAAAUGAAUUAAUAUUUCAAAAAAAAAUUUAUAAGUAUAUAAAUAUAUAAUAAUUAUAUAUUUCCUGUAUGUAUAUUAUUUUUUCUUGUAAUUAAAAUUAAAUAUGAACAAAAAUUGAAUAUUAG